Molecule: messenger RNA, 3609 nt
Organism: Haliotis rubra (blacklip abalone)
Lineage: Eukaryota; Metazoa; Mollusca; Gastropoda; Lepetellida; Haliotidae
Product: lysosomal alpha-mannosidase-like
Exons: 26
Coding region: 78-3167 (1029 amino acids)
Biological process (GO): mannose metabolic process
Cellular component (GO): lysosome
Molecular function (GO): carbohydrate binding; alpha-mannosidase activity
Source: RefSeq, a predicted model, not a curated record
CCGACGAAGUUAAGAUUCACGUUUCAGUGUGGAGUCAAGAAACAACUGGACUGCUUGGUGUCGAUGGCGAGUGCAGGAUGCGUCUACACAUACGUCGAUGUUUGUAUGCAGCGUUGCUGGUCGUCGCGGUACAAGUUGUCAUCAUGUAUUGGGGUGCCAGGGGUCGAUCUGGGCGGAAAUCUUAUAUUCCUCUGAAACAUUUCCAAAGUCGAGAUUUGCCAACAAAGCAAGAGUUAACUGGAACAUGCAAUCCUGAUCUGUGUAAUCCAGUACGCGACGACAUGCUGAACGUGCACAUCGUCGCCCACUCCCACGACGACGUGGGCUGGUUGAAGACAAUGGAUCAAUACUACACGGGGGAGAAGAGCGUAGGGUCGGGCUAUUCCCACCAUUUUGGCCAUGAAUGUGUUCGCUGCGUACUCAAUACUACCAUUCCUGAACUUUUGGAAAACCCCAAAAGAAAGUUCAUUUUCAUCGAGAUGGCUUUCUUGUCCAUGUGGUGGAAGGAAAUUGACCAGCAGACACAAGCCAAGGUCAAGGAACUCAUCAAACAGAGGCGCCUGGAGAUUGUCAUUGGAGGAUGGUGUAUGAGCGACGCAGCGACGACAUUCUACAACGACAUCAUCGACCAGCACACACUAGGUUUUGAUUUCAUUGACAGUAAUUUUGGACCCUGUGCCCAGUCGAAGGUAGCCUGGCAUGUCGACCAGUUCGGACAUUCUAGAGAACAUUCGUCAAUAUUUGCACAGAUGGGUUUCGACGCAAUAGUACUUGGCCGCAUUGACUAUCAGGACAUUGCUGCUCGAACGAAAAGCAAAACACGAGAGCUCGUUUGGCAAAGUAGUCCUGAUAACCUUGGUGACAAAGGGUCGCUCUUCACGCACAUCUCCGGGGGAUACUACGCGCCGAAAGGUUACGUCAUGGACGACUGGAAGGAAGACAGAAUGGACAAUAUGGAUCUGCAAAAAUUCCUCGACGAGAUAGAAAAUCAGCGAAUUUCGUUUAAAACAAACCACGUCAUGAUCCCAAUGGGUAGCGACUUUGGUUUCAGGAAAGCUGGUCAAUGGUUUGAGAAUUUGGACAAACUCAUCGAAAGGAUAAAUGCCAGGCAACAACAAGGAAGUAAAAUCAACCUCCUCUACUCCACGCCAUCUUGCUACAUCAACAGCGUGAAUAAGGCGAAGGUAACGUGGACCAAUAAGACCGAUGACUUCUUUCCAUACGCAGUUGACAACGGCUAUUGGACGGGCUUCUUCACGAGUAAGGCGGGCCUGAAGCUACAUGUGAAGAAAGCAGGGGCAUUACUGCAGGCGUGUAAACAGUUAAGCGUCUUUUCCGGUUUGUCGGAUGUAUUCAGGAGAAUGCAUGUUUUAAAGGCGGCCAUGGGCGUGUUGCAACAUCACGAUGCAAUCACGGGUACAGAGAAACACCACGUUGUACAGGACUACAACAGGAUGCUGAGUGAAGGUGUCCACCAGUGCCAGACCGUAAUUGACGAGGCCUAUCAGUACUUGACCAGCGAUCAGCCUGACCAUUCCAUGCACCAGCACUUCUGUCCGGACAUGAACAUCACGAUGUGUCCAGUGACCGAGUCAAGUCACCAACUGGCCCUCUUCAUAUAUAAUCCGUUGUCACGAUCGAUCACAUCAUGGAUUAGACUUCCGGUCACGCAUGCGCGCUACGUUGUCACGGGUCCUGAUGGAGAAAUACCUGUUCAGAUGACUCCAAUUUCAGAGUCAACUUCCAAUAUCUCAGACCGGAGGUCCGAUGCUAAGCUCGAGGCUGUGUUCCAGGCGGAGCUUCCAGCAAUGGGCAUGGCGAGCUUUGUUCUGCAAGGAGAACCAGGUGACACUGGCCGAGUCGUUACCACCAGUCCGCAGCUGCCUAUGGUAAUUGACAAUGAGCACCUCAAAGUGACCAUCGAUCAUGACGGUCUGAUAUCACAGAUAAAAAACCUUGAUCUUGACCUUGAUGUCGAACUCAAACAGGAAUAUGGUUAUUAUGAGAGUCGAGUCGCUCCACGUGCAUCCGGUGCCUAUAUAUUUGCCCCAAGGUCUAGUGACGUCAAACCCAUUGUAACGGAACAGCCAGUUGUUGUAAAGAUCUUCAAGGGUCCCGAGUCGAUAGAGGUUCACCAAAGGUUCAACGAGUACGUAUCACAAGUGGUCCGACUUUACAACGAUGCGGACUACCUGACGCUGGAGUGGACUGUCGGCCCUAUCCCCGUUGAGACAGACCAUGUGGGCAAGGAAGUAGUAUCUCUUUUCAAGACAAAUUUACAAACGAAUGGAGAAUUCUACACUGACUCGAAUGGUCGCGAAAACCUCAAAAGAAAACGUGACUACCGGGAAACAUGGAACCUGGACGUCAAAGACCGAGUGGCUGGGAACUACUAUCCAGUAACAAGCAGGAUGUUUAUAAAGGACGCUGACCGUGACGUCCAGGUGACGUUGUUGACAGACCGGUGUCAAGGUGGUGGCAGCAUCCACGACGGGGAGAUGGAGUUGAUGGUACAUCGCCGGACGCUGUUUGACGACGGCCUUGGGGUCGGGGAGCCCCUAAAUGAGAGAGGGAAGAAUCGCCAGGGGCUCAUAUACAGGGGAACUCAUUAUUUGUAUGUUGGUACGAAGACAAGUUCUGCUAAAUUCCAACGAGAAAAAGCUCAAGAAAUCCACUUCAAACCAACACUGUCUUUUAUACCGUUAGAUUCUGAUAAGCGAAACAGAUGGGACACGGCAGAGACUAUGGCGUGGUCAGGGCUGAAGUCCAGUCUCCCCGCCAACGUGCACGUCCUGAGUUUGGACUAUGUAGAGGAUAACAACACGGAUGUGCUUCUGUUGAGACUGGAACACUUCUAUGAGAAGGGGGAACACCCUGAGCUGUCCCGACCCUCAACAGUGGACCUGGAGAAUCUGUUUGGUGCCUUUCAAAUAGUAGGAAUAGAGGAGCUGAGUCUUGGUGCUAACUUUAUGGCUUCACACGUGAAGAGGCUGAGGUGGAGAACAGAAUCUGGGCUCACUCCAGAGGAAAUAGGUGCUGCUGUAAAGUUGCAGUGGGACCUCCCCCUUCAAGUGACGCUGAAUCCGAUGGAGAUCAGAACAUUCCACAUAGAAGUCGAUGAUCAAAUCAAACAUUCCAAAUCAUUUUUCAAAAAUAUUUUCAGGUAGCAAAUGUUGCUCAAUGUGUAAUAUUUAUUUUUAUUUACUGUGAUAUAAUAUACAUAUACAAAUAAAUUUAUUUAUUUUAUACCUACUUCUCUUUCAUCAGUUUUUGUCAGGGAUACACUGGUUUAACGCCGUCUUGAAGAGUAUUUCAGUUAGGACUCAAACCGGCAAUCAAGCUUCUAAUUCUCAGCAUCGGAAGAUAGUCCCACAAAUGUUCAAAGGGAUAUUGGGGAUCUUUAUGGGAUCUUUUAAUGUUAGAUGGCGUUGCUCUGCAAAUGGGCGAUCGUGGUGAGAUCUAGCGUUGCCAUCCGGAAACUUGACGACCGUCAAGGGGAUGGUUAUCAGCAUGUAGGACGACGGCGUGGAGUGCCCCGCGCUGUUAUGAAAUCAAACUAUAGUCCGUUUGGCUCAAAAGCGGACCGAUGAAUUGCAAUCUAACUCGAAA